GUAACUAGCCAAGAGCCUCUGUAUAGACCAACUCUUGAGUCUGUGCUGGGAUUUGUUUAGGCUGUUUGUUGCCUUAGAUGCAUCAUUACUAGAUGCCAGACCCAUUGUCAUCUGAGCCAAGCAGCAACCAAAAUGGCAAAGUACAAGCUUGUUCUCCUAAGACAUGGAGAAGGAGCCUGGAACAAGGAGAAUCGCUUCUGCAGCUGGGUGGACCAGAAGUUGAGUAGUGAUGGGAUAAAAGAAGCCAAGAACUGUGGCAAACACCUUAAAGCAUUGGGUUUUGAGUUUGACCUUGUCUUUACCUCUGUCCUGAGCCGUUCCAUCCAGACUGCAUGGCUGAUCCUGGAAGAGAUGGGCCAAGAGUGGGUCCCCAUUCAGAGUUCCUGGCGACUGAAUGAACGUCACUACGGUGCGUUGAUUGGUCUCAACAGAGCAGAAAUGGCUCUGAAUCAUGGAGAAGAGCAAGUGAAAAUAUGGAGGAGAAGCUAUGAUGUUACCCCGCCUCCCAUAACUGAAUCUCAUCCAUACUAUGAAGAGAUUUGCAAUGAUCGCAGGUAUAAAUGCAGUGAUGUCUCUCAGGAUAACCUCCCAAAGGCCGAAAGCUUAAAAGAUGUGCUUGAUAGACUUCUUCCCUACUGGAAUGAAAAGAUAGUGCCUGAACUGAAAAGUGGCAAAAUGAUCCUCAUAUCUGCUCAUGGCAACAGCAGCAGGGCACUACUCAAGCACGUGGAAGGCAUCUCCGAUGAGGAUAUCAUCAAUGUUACUCUCCCCACUGGCGUGCCCGUACUUCUUGAAUUCGAUGAGAAUCUACAGCCCCUGGGCCCUCAUCGGUUUCUGGGCGAUCAAGAGGCUAUCCAAGCUGCCAUCAAAAAAGUGGAAGAUCAAGGGAAAGUUAAAUCUGCUGAGAAGUAAAAUCCCACUGACUGACACAGUCCUCCUCUCUAAAGUGUGUGGUAGUAAGUGAUGCUUUGUGUGCGAGUGUUAGGCUGCGCUGUGCAGAAGUCUCAAUUUCAAGCACUAAAUAAGUGGAAGGAACCGUUGGACAGUUGUCGAGUCUUGGUUGGUAGAUAAACCUUCUCCCUUUCAGAAACUAGAAUUCAAAUCUCAGUGUGAGAUGUGAAUAUUGCAGAGGUGGGUGGGGGUAAAAAGAGAGCAGUUCAGUCAGGGAAGCUUGCAGGGCAAUCUGUCUGAACUCUAGGCUUGAGAGAGGCCAGAAAGGAGUAAUGGGAUGUAUGAGAGGCCUCUUCCAAUAAUCAGUCCUGACUUGUUAAGGGGAAAAACUUGCACUGCACAACACCAGUUCACUGGACUACAUAAGUCCUAGUGUUAAAGGCACUAAACUUUUUUCACUAACAACGUGACAUCAGAAAGGGCUUACUCCAAUGAUUCCUGGAUGCCAUUGGCCAUGACAGUUUGUGUUACUGACAGUGUUUUCUGCUUUUCAGAAUACUUUCAGCUGUAAAACUUUCCCUCUCCACUUUAUUUUGAAUCUUUCAAGCCCUGCUCAUAGUUCACCUGAGAACUUGGAAGAGAUAUUCAGACCAUUGUAGUUACCUUAGAUGUCUUUUAAUAUGCUGUGCUCCUAUUCUGGUUUUCUAGAAGGUACCCCUCUUUCUUCGCCAUCUCUGUGAAACACAGCACGACUGCAUUUUGCUGGCCUGUGAUAAUGGGAUUUCACUCAGACUUCAGUCCGCAGACUGAGAACAAAGAGGCUUCCUGCUCAAUGUGUAAACUAUCACUUAGCCUUUAAUGACUGACCUAAAUAGCUUUCAGAUGGUAAAAUAGCAUGUGCUGCAGGCUUGAUCAUCUCUUAAUAAAGCUGUUGAAAG
Molecule: messenger RNA, 1829 nt
Organism: Nothoprocta perdicaria
Lineage: Eukaryota; Metazoa; Chordata; Aves; Tinamiformes; Tinamidae
Gene: BPGM
Product: bisphosphoglycerate mutase
Exons: 3
Coding region: 133-912 (259 amino acids)
Biological process (GO): glycolytic process
Molecular function (GO): intramolecular phosphotransferase activity
Source: RefSeq, a predicted model, not a curated record